GUCUUUCCUUUCCUUCUGUUUCUACAUUCCUCACCAAAUCUCUCGACAUCCCUUCAUACGUGCCAGGAUGUUUGGACUCUUAUCCUCUCAGUCCACCGGUGCAGAGUCAUCCAAGGAUGUCGCUCCUGUAGCCUCAACUGAAGAUGCUGCAUCAUCUCUUCGCGCCGCUGCACUGCUUACUCUUAAGUCCAGUAAACGACGGAAAGUAAAGCCUGAUCAGGCUCAGUCGAGUACUCUCCCUAUUCGUCCAGCAGCCGUCGAAAACUCUGUACAACUUGACUAUGGGCAAGACGACGCCGAAACUGACAUUGCCUCUUCACCACCAGAAAAACCCUCGCUUAAUCAGCAACCUCCUCCUUCCAUCAAAAUACCGGAAGUCGAUAUGGAAGAUGGUCAAGUACGUGAGGAGGGUGAAAUUAGCGACUCGGAAGAAGUUUCUCCGGUAAUUGCUGCUGCGAGUGUUCAGUCGAAAACAACCACACCAUCACCUACUUCCAACCGUCCCUCUCCGCCUAGGCCUUCUAACAAUCGCCACGUUCCAUCGUCGACAUUUGCUCUCAAGGUUGAGACUUCGUCAUCUAGCUUGUUGGACAGAAUGUCAGCCGUUCCUCACGGCCCUUCUUCAAAGUCUCCCCAACGGGUUGAAGUCACUAAUGGGGAACAUACGUAUUUUGUUGAUGUUGAUCAUGUUCGACCUGGUCUAGAAAUGAAUCAAGAACAAUAUGAUACCGCAAAAGAUAUCGUACUGGACCUUCUAGGCUGGGGCGUUGCUCCCGAAUACUUAGUCGAUUGUGGCCUUAGUCGGGAAAUUGUAUUCUACGUUUUCAGCGAGCUCAAUCUGCGUCUACCACAAAAUCUCAAUACAGAUGGUAUCAUUCCCUACACACCUUCCACUCUUGAAACGUUGCUACGAGUUCCGACAAGAGUAUCGUCUCCUUUGGGAUCUGAUUCUGACACCCCACGCCCUCUGGGCCAUCCAAGUCUACCUCCCAAACCUUCUUUUCCUGGUCAGGAUCUCUCAAGAGACAGUAUGCCAAAGCCCGCGGAGUCUUCUGGAGACACCGCAGACGUCACAGUUCUACUUGACAUGGAGCGCCAACGACGGCAAGAGCUACUUGCUCGCAAGGCUGUUCAAGCUUCGCGGAUAACUCGAAGCAUGGGUUCCAUUUCACCAACGUCAAAACCUAUGGAUAUUGACGACAAGGACGUUGAGAUGACUCCCUCGACUUCGUUGGCGCCGUCAGAAAGUGUCGACGACUUUCUGCGGAGUAUUGAACCGGUGGGGUCAGGAAAAAUGGAUGUCGAUGAAGUUCCAGGGCUUGCGUCAACCUCAACACCUGUGCUUGUGGAACGAGAAAAGUCAAUUGACCGUAUGGUCGAAUCCCCCUCCAGUCAAACCCCUCUUCCAACUGAUGAGCACCUUAUGUCUUCUUUUGGUGCUUCUACUUCGGGGGAGGGCUCGCGGCGGUCGUCAUCCAGUGAAGAUAUAUCUGGUACAAGUAAUGGCCUAGCCCGUCGAAACGGUAAACGACCUGUUGCCGCGGAUUUCGUUGACUUUGAUGCUGCCCCGCGAGAUCGGCACGGUUCCGGUAUCAAGCGGAGUACCGGGAGCUUUGCCAGCAUCAGCACAAUGCGUCGAUGUGUCAUUGAUUUGAGCGACAGUGAAGGCGAAGCAGAUGGUGAGGACGUGCAGAUAAAACCUGCAGCUGUGCCUCCAGGAACCACAAAUAGUCGUUAUUCAACCCCACCGACUUCCUCUGCUGCUGCUGCUACCCCAGACUUUCGAACGAUGUCUCCUGCUGCUUUAGCAGUAAAAGAACUGGAAAUCCAGAAGAUGAGACAAAUGAUUGCAGAACGCGAACAGGGGCGUCGGAUGAAGCUCAAGAAGCUCGAGGCUAUGAGUAACCCGGACAGUAUCCCUGUCAAACAAGAAGAAGAGGAUCUUUUGUCAUCUCUUGCUAUACCCGUCACUCAAUCCCCUUCCAUGGAGUCUUCCGUCACCGCGAACACCAUAUCCUCGUCGGCUGAAAUUGGUAAUGACAUAACGAAUACUGAAGGCUUAAACACUCCGUCGAUCGAGAGUCAAGAUGUAGAAAGAAGCCAAGACCCCAAGAACAAUCAAGUGACAAUAGAGAUUGCAGAAAGGAGCCCAACGGCAGAAGCAGUCGACGUCGACUUACCCUCGUCUUCGUCGGCACAGGUGCGUCUCCCGAACGACACCGUACCUGUCGGAGCACCACCCAAAGCCAGAAGAAAAGGCCCUGCAGCAAGAAAAGCAUGAACAACUUGCGUCCUCGUACAUUUCUAUCUUUGAUUCUUAUCCUCUUUUGCGCUUUCGGCCACGACCAAUUCUUCAAGAGGGAGUUGGCACGAUUGCGACACAUUCUU
Molecule: messenger RNA, 2388 nt
Organism: Lentinula edodes (shiitake mushroom)
Lineage: Eukaryota; Fungi; Basidiomycota; Agaricomycetes; Agaricales; Omphalotaceae
Exons: 8
Coding region: 68-2281 (737 amino acids)
Source: RefSeq, a predicted model, not a curated record